AUGACGACCGCCAUAGCUCCCCAGCCCAUCAUGCCUCGUUCGGACCUCGUCCCUCUCGCUGCCGCCCGCCCCAAGUCAGCCAAGCCCAUGCCGGGCAAGGAGAACCUCUUCUCUCACAAGCCGAACGCCCAGCCCGGUCAGCUCACGCCUGCCCAGCGCUCCCGCCGCGAGAGGCCCUGCGACGCCUGCCGCCGCCGCAAGAGCCGUUGCGUCAUCCACGAAGGCGCGCUGCUGUGCGUCCUGUGCGAGUUCCACAAGCAGGAGUGCACCUUCGUGCAGAGCCCGCUGCCGCGGAAAAGGAAGAUCAACGUCGACGGCCAGAAGGAGGAAAGCGCCAAGAAGAGAUCAGUCGAGCGUGAGCAGCCGCAGAGCACCACCGUUCCGCUCCAACAGCCCUCCCCCACCACCAAGUUCUCCCGCCGAGCACCCCAUCUCGCCGAUACCACCGGACAGGCCCUCCAAGAGACGCUCGGGCUGCAGCGUCGCCAGCACAGCCGCUACAUCGGGCCCACCACACCCUUCGACCCACUCCUGAUCGGCUUGACCCAGUUCGAUACGCGCAACGAGAGCACCUUCGACCUGGGCGUGCUGCGGAAGGUCCAUGACAAUGAACAUUUCAUCAUGCUGCCGGACGAGAACACCCAAGACUUUGACAGCGAAAUUGAGGCGCUCAAUGCCGUCGAGGCUGUGGUAGCACCACAUGGCUCCCAGCUCAUUGAUGUGUACUUCCGUUCCGUGCACCCUAACUUUCCCAUCAUACAGAAAACGUUGUUCAUGCAACGGCAUCGCGAUGCCGAUCGCCAGAUAUCUCCACCCCUCCUAGCGGGCAUCUACAUGCUGGCCCUGCAAUGGUGGUCGUAUGAGCCCAGAUUGGCAUCACUGCCCAAGCCCGAUGUCAGCAAGCUGGAGGCAAUUGCUUCCCACUGGCUACCUAAGGCCAUGGAACGGCCCAAGCUCUCGACGAUCCAGGCCGGCCUCCUGCUGCUGCAGAGACCGGACUCCGACUCUUGGAGUUUGACGACUCAGCUCGUUGCCAUUGCACAAGAGCUUGGCCUGCACCUCGACUGCUCCAACUGGUCGAUUCCAUUGUGGGAGAAGGGACUGCGCAAGCGGAUUGCCUGGGCCUUGUACAUGCAGGAUAAAUGGAGCUCGUUGAUCCAUGGCCGGCCAUCGCACAUUUACAAUGCCGACUGGGCGGUGAAACCGAUUAGUGACGAGGACUUCUACGAGGACGGCGCUCAGACGGGCGAGGUUCUCCGAGCAGGUAGCGAGGAGGAGGCUGCCGAUGAAGAGCGAGGCGCAUACGUCUUUGCGCAAAUGAUUACGCUGACAGCCAUCAUGGCGGAAGUCAUGGACACAUUCUACACCCAGACUGCGAUCCAAGACUUCCAGAAUGCCGGGAAGAACUCGACGCGGCUAAUCCUCGAUCGGGCCAAGCCGGUGCAGAUCAAGCUCAAAGAAUGGUUUGCAAGACUGCCGGCAAGCACGCGCAUCGACAGUCACAAUUCCGGCCGCUCGUCCAACACCGCCACCGGUGCCCUGCAUCUGGCCUAUUUUGCCACUGAGAUCACGCUUCACCGGCGGAUCGUACAGUCUCUCGACCCAGAAACAUCAGACCCAUACCUCCUCUUCAUCUGCCGGUCGGCAGCCAAGACGCGCCUGAUCAGCGCCAUGGACUUUGUGAACCGUUUGACGCCUGCUCACCUCCAAUCUUUCUGGUACUUUGCGUCCAAGAUCAACUUCACUCUGAUCGGCACGUUUGGCAGCCUGUUGUGGGCCACCGCGCCGGGCAGGGAGGAAGCCGAGUUCUACAAGACGCGCUUGCGGGAGUACCGAUGGACGCUGAGCGUCAGUGCAACGCGUGCGCGUUGGUUGGAGUACGCUGUGCAGAUGCUCGACGCCAGCCGUGAGAUGUUACGCGGCAUGAAGGAGAAGCCGCCGCUUGCCGAAACCAUUGCCGCCCAGCAGCAGCAACAACAGCAGCAGCAAUCAUUGGCCCAACAGCAACAGCCGCAGCAACUUGUUGUUAGCGAUAGCGGCGUUCCAUCAAUGAAACCUGGUGGCAGCGCUCUGCGGCAAGGCCUCUCUGUGCAGUUCCUCCAUAGCGGCAGUGGUCAGCACUAUGGUUCGGAGCCGUCCGUCUCGUUUGAGGGCUACGGCCCUGGUGACGACAUGGGCGAGGAGUACGAGGGCAGCAUCGGCGAUGGUGACUUCGAUGAACGCAUGAGCGAGGGGAGUGAUAAGGGCGGCCUGAAGACACCGGUUAGUGCGGCAUGA
Molecule: messenger RNA, 2277 nt
Organism: Lasiodiplodia theobromae
Lineage: Eukaryota; Fungi; Ascomycota; Dothideomycetes; Botryosphaeriales; Botryosphaeriaceae
Product: Nitrogen regulatory protein
Exons: 3
Coding region: 1-2277 (758 amino acids)
Biological process (GO): DNA-templated transcription
Cellular component (GO): nucleus
Molecular function (GO): DNA binding; zinc ion binding; DNA-binding transcription factor activity, RNA polymerase II-specific
Source: RefSeq, a predicted model, not a curated record